AUGGCUCCGAAGAAGAAACAGCAAAAGCAGAAGGCUAAUACGGCUUCAUCGUCUUCCACGAAGUCAGGUUCAAAAGGUAAACCUGCUAAGCAGACGGUCUCGAAACUUCAGAUAUCCGCAGAAAAUGAGAAUCGGCUCCGGCGCCUAUUGCUCAACUCUGGUCGGCCAGAACCAACUCCGGCUCCUGGGGAGGCGGACGAUUCUCUCUCUAAGGAGAAGAAAGUGAAGAAACUUCGGUCUGUUUACGAGAAACUUUCCUGCGAGGGUUUCACUGAUGAACAAAUUGAAAGUGCUCUUUCCGCUCUUAAGGACACUGCUACCUUUGAGGGUGCUUUAGACUGGCUGUGCUUGAAUUUGCCUGGCGAUGAGCUUCCAUUGAAGUUCUCUGGUGGUAUCACAUCACAUGCAGAUGGAGAAAUUUUUCCUAUGGGACUAACUUUUAUCAACUGCUCAUAUCCAUAUCAAGGCCAUGUUGGUGUUGUAUCAACUGCUCGAGAAGAUUGGGUUCCCACAGUGGAUUCAUCCCGAGAUGAAAGUAAAGAUGACAUCCAGAAGUUCUCUGUCAAAGUUAAGGGGCAGAGGGAUGAAGAAACUUUAGAUUCCUUACAAUUGUCUCAAGCAGACUGGAUUCGCCAAUACAUGGAACAGCAGGAAGAGGAUGAAUCUGACACAUGGGAAUCUGAUAAUUCUGAAGAGAAGGUUCCAGAACCAAGGUCUGAUGUUGGUGCCAUUAUUAAAGAUUAUCAAACUGCAAGGUUAGAAGCAAUCAGUGCCAAGGAGAGAGGGGACAAGCAAGCCCAGAAAACAGCUGGGGAAAUUAUUCGCAAGAUCAUGCAAGAAAUAUCUGCAUUAGGAUUGUCUGCCGAUAUCUUGGAGUCUUCCAACAUUGUCUCGAAAGAUGCAUCUCCUGUGUUUAUGCCUCCCGAGAUUGAUGAUAAUGAGCAUCCAACUUUUAGUGUUGAAGAAAGUGAUGCAGACUGUGUUCAGAAAGGAGUUCAGGUUGAUCAAGACAAUGCUUCAGUCAACAAUUUCAUUGAUUCUGUAGCUGUAGAAACUCUUUCAAGUGCAGCUACAGAGGAUAAAAAUGCUUUUGAGGAGGGUUCGGAAGAUGUAGAGCUUGGUGAUUUCUUUUUCGAAGAUGCCUCAAACUCUGACAGUUUGCCUCCAGACAUAGUGGAUCUGCAAAAGAAAGAAAGAGCUAGAGAAUUGCAUAGUAAAAAGAAUUUUGAUAAAUUGGAGGGCAUUUGGAAGAAGGGGGAUCCGCAAAAGAUUCCUAAGGCAUUCCUUCACCAGCUUUGUCAAAGAGAAGGUUGGGAGGCUCCAAAAUACAAUAAAGUGCUAGGAACUAGAAAUUGUCCCAGUUACGCUGUCAGUAUACUGCGCAAACCUAGUGGCAGGGGUAAGAGCAGAAAACCUGGAGGACUAAUAUCUGUACAACUGCCUUCACAGGAGGAGCUUGCUAUUGAUACUGAGGAUGCACAGAACAGGGUUGCAGCAUAUGCGCUCCAUGUUCUCUUCCCAGACCUGCCUGUUUACCUGCCAAUUGUGGAACCAUAUGCUUCUUUUAUAUUAUGCUGGAAGGAAGGUCAGUUGUCAGAAAACCUGGAAGCUUAUAUGGAAGAACGGAGAGCAGGAUUUGUAGACUCCUUACUAAAUGCCAGCGGGCCUAAAAUCAAUGGCGAAGAAGAGGUUACUAGUGCAUCUGUAGAUAAAGAGUUUGAAAUUCUGGAUGUGGAGGAGAGUACUAGUGCUUCUUCUAAUCCAAAAAGCUAUGGUAUGAAUCAUAAAAAAGACGCAUAUAGUUCUUUUCUAAGGAAUGAACUGGAAAAUAGGAAGAAAAUGAGAAAAUACCAGGAAAUGUUAAAAUCUAGAGCUUCCCUCCCUGUUUCAAAGUUGAAAGGUGAAAUCUUACAACUGCUGGAAAAAAAUAAUGUGUUGGUUGUUUGUGGUGAAACAGGUUCUGGAAAAACAACUCAGGUUCCACAGUUUAUACUGGACCACAUGAUUGAAGCUGGACAGGGAGCAAGCUGCAAUAUUAUAUGCACGCAGCCACGGAGGAUUGCGGCUAUUUCAGUUGCUGAAAGAGUUGCUGACGAGCGUUGUGAAUCUUCUCCCGGUGCAAAAGAUUCUUUGGUUGGUUAUCAAGUUCGCCUUGAUAGUGCAAGGAAUGAGAGAACAAAGCUCCUCUUUUGCACCACUGGGAUACUUUUGAGGAUGGUUUUGGGUAACAAAGAUUUGGAUGGCAUUAGUCAUGUGGUAGUUGAUGAAGUGCAUGAAAGAUCUAUUUUGGGAGAUUUUCUUCUCAUUGUACUGAAGAAUCUGAUCGAGAAGCAAUCUGCUCAAUCUACAAGAAAAUUAAAAAUUAUUCUCAUGUCUGCAACAGUUGAUUCGCAUCUCUUUUCACAAUACUUUGGGGCUUGCCCAGUUAUUACUGCUGAAGGGCGGACACAUCCUGUCACAACUUACUUUCUUGAGGAUAUUUAUGAAGCCACAGAUUAUCGCCUUGCUUCAGAUUCUCCUGCGUACUUAAACUAUGAAACAAUGCCCAAUGAAAAGAGAAACGCAGUUGGCAACCGUAGAGGCAAGAAAAAUCUUGUUUUAUCUUCGUGGGGAGAUGAAUCCUUGUUGUCUGAAGACCUUAUCAAUCCACAUUAUGUCCCGAGCAAUUAUACAUCAUUCAGUGAACAAACUCGAAAAAAUCUGAGAAAAUUGAAUGAAGAGGUAAUCGACUAUGAUCUGCUAGAGGACCUGAUCUGUUUCAUCGAUAAAAGCUACCCAGAGGGGGCUGUACUCAUCUUUUUGCCGGGAGUUGCUGAAAUUGAGAUGUUGCUUGAUAAGCUAUCUGCUUCUCGCCGUUUUGGUGGACCAGCUUCUGAGUGGCUUCUUCCUCUACAUUCAUCGAUAUCAUCUGAGGAUCAAAAAAAAGUUUUCUUGCGGCCGCCUGAUAACAUUCGUAAGGUGAUAAUUGCUACAAAUAUUGCGGAGACUAGUAUAACAAUUGAUGAUGUUGUAUAUGUGGUGGACUCAGGGAAGCAUAAAGAAAACCGUUAUGAUCCAAAGAAGAAAUUGUCAAGUAUGGUUGAAGAUUGGGUAUCAAAAGCCAAUGCAAGACAGCGCCGGGGAAGAGCUGGUCGUGUGAAGCCUGGGAUGUGCUUUAGUUUGUAUACGAAGCACAGAUAUGAGAAGCUAAUGCGGCCAUACCAGAUACCAGAGAUGCUUCGGAUGCCAUUGGUUGAAUUAUGCUUGCAGAUCAAGUUGCUUUCACUGGGUAGAAUAAAGCCCUUUCUCCUUAAGGCUCUGGAACCACCUAGUGAAGAGACCAUUGCAUCAGCAAUUUCUUUGUUAUAUGAGGUUGGAGCAAUUGAAGGCGAAGAACAAUUAACUCCUCUUGGGUAUCACUUGGCAAAGCUCCCAGUGGAUGUUUUGAUUGGCAAGAUGCUGAUAUAUGGCGGAAUAUUUGGAUGUUUGUCCCCAAUCCUCUCCAUAUCUGCAUUUUUGAGCUAUAAGUCACCAUUUGUAUACCCAAAAGAUGAGAAGCAAAAUAUGGAAAGAGCAAGAUUGGCAUUGUUACAAGAUAAGAUUGGUGGUGAAAACGCUUCAAGCAAUGACAAUGGACAAUCUGACCACAUACUAAUGAUGGUUGCAUAUAGAAAAUGGGAGAAAAUACUUCAUGAGGAUGGAGGAAAAGCUGCACAAGAAUUUUGUCGAGCAUAUUUUCUGAGCAGUUCUGUAAUGUUCAUGAUAAGAGAUAUGAGAAUUCAGUUUGCAACAUUACUAGGAGACAUUGGAUUAAUCAAUAUUCCACGGAAAUACGAGAUUGAACGUAGAAGGGAACAAAAGUUUGAUAAUUGGCUUUCAGAUGCAUCCCAGGUUUUCAAUGCGUACGCCAACAGUUGGUCAAUAGUGAAGGCAAUAGUGUGUGCUGGACUGUACCCUAAUGUAGCUACAAGCGAGGAAAGCAUUGUUCGAUCGGCUCUUGGCCUCCAAAAGAACUCAGCUUCUGCUUCUGAUGGUCAUAAUCUGUGGUAUGAUGGGAGAAGAGAAGUGCACAUACACCCUUCUUCUAUCAAUUUCAGCGUGAAGAAAUUUCAGUACCCAUUUCUUGUCUUUCUUGAAAAGGUUGAAACAAAUAAGGUGUUCCUGCGGGACACUACUGUAGUCUCUCCCUAUUCAAUUUUGUUGUUUGGUGGCAAAAUAAAUGUGCAUCAUCAGACUAGAUUAGUCAGCAUCGAUGACUGGUUGAAAUUGGCUGCUCCAGCACAAACUGCUGUGCUUUUCAAAGAACUGCGUUCAACUCUGGAUUCUAUCCUGAAGGGUUUAAUUAGCAAGCCACAGGCUGUAUCUGUCAAGAGUAAUGAUGUUCUGAGGUCCAUCGUUCACUUGCUUCUGGAAGAAGAUAAACAGAUGCAGUAA
Messenger RNA from Oldenlandia corymbosa var. corymbosa, 4413 nucleotides. Lineage: Eukaryota; Viridiplantae; Streptophyta; Magnoliopsida; Gentianales; Rubiaceae. The record is from the annotation of a GenBank genome assembly.